GUCGUAAUCUCAACGGAGGCAGACUUUUUCAUUGUCGCGACUCCCAUCGAUUUCUCCUUUUCAUCUUAUCAGAUCGACUUGCAAAUGGCACAAAAUCAAGAAAAAAAUGGCUCAGAAGUCACAGUGGCAGAGCAAAGCGAUGGACAACGGCCAAAGUGUUUUAAUAGCACGUUCCAAGAGGUCCUUUUCGUGUUGACUGCCACUAUGGCUAUCGGUCAACAGUCGUUCUUUCAAGGAUGCAUUGUCGGGGUUACUGCAUCAAUUGGCAGUGACUUGAAUAUGAACUCGGCGGAAAUUACCUGGAUCAAUGCCGGUGCUUCUCUCACAAGUGGUGCAUUCUUGCUAACAUUCGGCAAAUUGGCCGAUAUGUUCGGCCGAAAGGUGCUGUUCAUAAUUGGAAUGGCCGGUUUCUCUAUCUCACUACUGAUUGCCGGCUUUGCAACAAAUGCCAUUUACAUGGAUGUGUUCUCGGGGGUCCUUGGUCUUUUCGCAGCAGCCGUUGUUCCACCGGCCGUCGGUGCUCUCGGUGCGGUUUAUGAGAAGCCCUCGAAGCGCAAGAACCUCGCUUUCGCCUGCUUUAGCGCUGGAAACCCGCUUGGCUUUGUCGGUGGUAUGAUCAUCUCCGGUGUCGCUUCGUAUCUCUAUAAUUGGCGUGCUUCUUUCUGGGCCCAUGCCGUCGUCUACGCUAUUUUUACGGUCUUGACCGUGUGGACUGUACCUGCAGAUGGGUUUGCUAGAACGCCCUUGAGUGUGCAGGCGCUCAAGAAGUUUGAUAUUCUUGGCACAGUGCUGAUUGUUAUUGGAUUUGCACUGUUCUCGAGCUCCCUUUCAUUGGCGGGUGAUGCACCACAUGGUUGGAAGACAGGCUAUGUUCUCGCGCUGUUCAUUGUGGGAUUCUUCCUACUUGUUGGAUUCCUGUAUUGGCAGUCUAUUGCAGAGAACCCUUUGAUGCCUCUUUGGGUGUGGAAAGAUCGCACAUUUUCCCUUCUUAUGGGAACUUUCUGUCUCGGCUUCAUGGGCUUCGCUGCCGUUACCUUCUAUCUCUCCUUGUAUCUUCAAGAGGUCCAGCGUUUGACUGCUCUUGAGAUAACCCUUCGACUGCUGCCUAUGGUCGUUAGCGGCGUACUUGUUAACGUUGUCUGUGGCUUGCUACUACACCGCGUCAGCAACAAGAUACUAACUGGAAUCGGAGCGCUGGCAUAUACAGCCUCGUUCUUGAUAUUGAGUUUCAUGAAGGAGGACGCCUCCUACUGGGCUUUCAUCUUCCCCGCACUGGUUCUUGUUGUUGUUGGAGCUGAUAUUCAAUUCAACGUGACUAAUAUGUACGUGAUGUCUUCCCUCCCACCAUCACAACAAUCUAUUGCCGGCGGAAUUUUCAACACUGUCAACAAGCUCUGUAACAAUUUGGGCCUUGGCAUAGCGACUUCUGUCAGCUCUUCCAUUUCCAAUGGGAUGACGAGCUCCUCGGCCCCUAUCGAUCCUUACCUGGCUGUUUAUUGGUUCGCAGCAGCGGCAGCGGGCAUAUCUCUGGUCAUGGUGCCAUUCUUGAAGCUUGGCACGCAGGGAAAUGCUGUACCACCGAGUGAGCAAGAUGAUCAGUUGGUUUCCAACGAUGCGAAAGCUGGCGAAAUGACCACCACCGACGCCGCGGACUUCCCAGUCGCGGGUGUUACGGGCUCUGUGGUUUCUCCUGCUUUGGAGGUUACUACCAAAAAGUGA
Messenger RNA from Penicillium brevicompactum, 1719 nucleotides. RefSeq lists its product as uncharacterized. The record is from RefSeq and is a predicted model, not a curated record. NCBI's taxonomy places the organism in Eukaryota, Fungi, Ascomycota, Eurotiomycetes, Eurotiales, Aspergillaceae. Gene Ontology annotation, molecular function: transmembrane transporter activity. Gene Ontology annotation, cellular component: membrane. The transcript is spliced from 5 exons. Gene Ontology annotation, biological process: transmembrane transport. The annotation marks the transcript as partial.